AUGGAUAGGGAUAAGCUCAUGAAGAUGGCUGGCGCUGUUCGCACUGGUGGAAAGGGCAGCAUGCGCAGGAAGAAGAAGGCAGUUCACAAAACAACAACAACAGAUGACAAAAGGCUUCAGAGUACUUUAAAGAGAAUUGGGGUGAAUGUGAUCCCUGCUAUAGAAGAAGUGAAUAUUUUCAAAGAUGAUCUUGUUAUCCAAUUUUUGAAUCCCAAAGUGCAAGCUUCCAUUGCAGCCAAUACAUGGGUUGUCAGCGGUUCUCCACAGACUAGAAAACUUCAGGAUCUGCUUCCAGGGAUCAUCAAUCAACUAGGUCCUGAUAACUUAGACAAUCUGAGGCGGCUUGCUGAACAGUUCCAGAAGCAGGCACCACCAGCUGCUGGUGUCAACACUGUGGACAAUGACGAUGAUGAUGUCCCUGAACUUGUGGCAGGAGAGACAUUUGAAGCAGCUGCCGAUGAAACUAAAGCCAAUGAGGCCCCAGCUUCAUAAAGGUUACAAAGUCUAGAUUUCUUUUUUUUUUCCUAAUCUUAAGCUAUCAUUAGUCUCUCUGUUUUCUUUUCUGCGACUUGUUGAGGAAAGCAGCCGUUUUGUGUUGUAAUGGAAGGACCGCGGUUAGUCCCUUUGGCCGUGCCAGUAGGAGAUUCACCUGUUUCCUGGAUUGAGUUGAUGAAUUACUGAAGGAUCUAUUUUUAAUUUUAUAUAAUCGAGCCAUUUCAACCUGA
This is a messenger RNA of Elaeis guineensis (African oil palm), 725 nucleotides long. Lineage: Eukaryota; Viridiplantae; Streptophyta; Magnoliopsida; Arecales; Arecaceae. The record is from RefSeq and is a predicted model, not a curated record.